Messenger RNA from Micromonas pusilla CCMP1545, 2157 nucleotides. RefSeq lists its product as uncharacterized. The transcript has a single exon. NCBI's taxonomy places the organism in Eukaryota, Viridiplantae, Chlorophyta, Mamiellophyceae, Mamiellales, Mamiellaceae. The record is from RefSeq and is a predicted model, not a curated record. Bases 1 to 2157 code for a protein of 718 amino acids.
AUGGGCGUCGUUCCCCGCGCCGUCGCCCCGCCGGUCGCGCGACGGACCGGCGGCGCCCUCCCGCCGCGGGCGCGUCCGUCGAAGCGUCAGGAGAAGGAGAACGUCGAACGCGCGGGGCGGAUCUCGCCGUCGUCGUCGUCGGACGACGACGACGAGCGCGUCGUGCCGAGUUUAAAGACGGACGACGACGCGGAGGAGGGCGACGUCCCGGAGGCGACGGCGACGGCGACGGCGACGGCGACGGACGACGGCGACGACGACGACGACGACGACGACGACGACGACGAGCUGACGGACGAGCAGCUCGAGCGCAGGCUCGAGGAUAUCCGACGCGCGCUCGCGGAGAACGACGACGACGACGACGACGACGACGACGACGACGACGAAGCGACGGAUCCGUCCGAGCGCCGCCCGCCGCGCUCGUCCGCGUCGCUCCUCGCCGCCGCGCCUCCCGGGGUGCGAACGCACGACCUGCUCAUCAUCGACGACGACGACGACGAGCGCAAGGCGUGGAACGACCAGGUCACGCGCGCGGAAGACGACGCCCUCGACGCGCUCAUCGCGAAGCUAGGCGCGGGCGUCGACGAUCUCGCGGCCGCCAGCUGUACCGCCGCCGCCGCCGCCGCCGAUGACGCCGCGCCGCCGCCGAAAUCGACGCUCGCGCCCCCCCGACCGAGCACCGCGAAGCUCCGCGACGACGCGGCCGCGCGCGACGCCGCGGCAAAGCGCGAGCGCGAGCGAACCGUGCGCGAGCUCCGCGAGUACCUCGACGCCGCGCGCGAGGCGCGGAGACGACGCGAGGCGGAGGACGCGGCGCGACGCGCCAAGGAGGCGAAAGACGCGCGCGAAGAGGCGGACGCGCGCGCGUUGACGACGGCGACCGCGACCGCGACGACGGUGCCGGACUUUCGGCGGUGGCGCGUCACGACGACGCCGGAGGAGCGCGCGGCGAGGGACCUCGACGCGGCGACGACGACGACGACGACGACGGCGGCGGCGGCGGACGAGGAGGAGGAUCCGCGCGUCGCCGCCGGGCUCGCGAGGAUCGCGCGCCUGGACGAGACGCUCCGGAAGAGAGACGCCGAGGCCGCGGUCGUCAAGCUGGAGACGCACGGGAUCGUCGCGCGGCGAUCGAAGAGGGACGGGCGAGCGAUGGAAGCGACCCCGGAGGAGGCGAGAGAACGCCGCGAACGCCGUCGGAUGAAAAAACUGGCGAGGUUGCGACGCGCGCUCCGCGGCGAGGGCGCGCGCGCGAUGGGCGGCGCCGCGGCGAAGAACGCGGAGAUGUGCGGUAAUAACGGCUGUCACGACGGGGAAGACGGAACGUCGACCGACGCGGACGCGCCGAUACACGCGCUCGCGCGGCGGUUCUUGCGGCUGUCCCCCGAGGAAGACGAGCUCGCGGAGAGGCUCAUCGCGGACUUCGAAGCCGCCGGGGGGUUCGACGACGUCGCGUCCGCGGCGACGUCCGCGGCGACCGGGUGGGGCGCGCCGUCGUCGAGGGAGGGCGGCGGCGGCGAGGGGGAAGGCGGUGCGGACGUCGCGUGGGCGCGGAGCGGGUUGGGGGGCGCGGGGGAGGAGGAGGAAGAGGAGAAUCCGUUCGUCGUCCCGGCGUCGCUGGCGUCUCUGGCGUCUCUGGCGUCGUCGUCGUCGUGGGACGUCGGCGAGGGCGGCGGCGGCGGCGACGGCGACGAGAACGACGUCGCCGCGAGGCUCGCGCGCAUCGACGGGCGGCUGACGUCGCUGCGCGGCGGCGCGACGGCGACGACGACGCGGUGGGUCGACGGCGGCGGCGGCGGCGACGACGGCGACGACGACGACGCGACGACGACGACGACGACGACGCGACGACCGGAGUCGCCGCCGCUCGCGGACGCGGCGUCGACGUCGUCCUCGACGGCGACGGCGACGGCGAGCUACCUCGAGUCCAAGCGCGAGACGAGAAGGCUCGUCGAGAUGGAAGAGCGGCUCGACGCGCGUCUUCGUCGGCUGCGAACGGAGGCGCCGUCGCGCGACCGUCCGGACGCGGGGACGAUGGAGGCGUUGCUCGCGGAGGCGCGCGCGGCGGCGGCGCGCGACGACGGCGGCGGCGGCGGCGGGGGAGAGGCGCGCGAACGACGCGACGAGCUCGUCGCAGUCAGCAGAGCCGCAGCGUGA